AUGGUAGCAAAUAAUGAAAUCGAUGCAAGUAACACCAUAAAGAAUAGUAAAACCAAUGAAAUCAACACAAGUAAUGCUGCAGAUGAUAGUGAAACUAACAAAUAUAAUGGCAUAGAUGAUAGUAAAAUUAAUGUAGUAGAUUAUUAUGAAGAAGCGUAUCGUGGUAGUAUAGAUAUUGUAGACGUGGAGGAUGUAAAUAUGGAUGCUGAAGUGAUUACAUUAAAAGAAGAGAAAUCAUUUUUCAAUUUUGACGAUGCAGAACAACAAAUAAGAGGUUAUGCUGAGUUCAAAGAAUUCAAGACAAAGUUGGGCUGGAGUACUAUGAUUAAAACAGAAAAUGGGAAAAUUAUGCGAAAAAGAACGAUUCUUUGUCACUAUUCAGGUCGAUAUCAAUCAAAAAACUCUACAAAAUCAGGAAAAUCGAUUAAAUUAGAAUGUCCAUGGCAUGUUAAUCUUUCGCAACCAUCAAAGCAAAAUUUAAAUAAUUAUGUCUACAUAACAACACUGAAUGAUGAAUAUAAUCACGAAAUGUGUCCAGAAGCACUUCAGUUCGAAAGGGAUAAGGUGUUUACAAAAGAGAUGAGAGAUGAUGUUGAAUUUUAUGUUAGGCAGUGUCAUUUUGGUGCAACAUUAAUUCGGCGGAUCCUUAAGCAGAAGUAUUCUUUCCACCCAGUCUUUUCCAAGAAUCUAUACAAGGAAAUUCAAAAAUACAAACCAACAGCGCAAUUUAAUCAGGGCGAUGCAGCAAGAUUCUAUGAAGAAUUACUCACCAAACAAUGCCAAGAUCCUUGUUGGUUUGUAGAAUUUAGUGAAUCUAUAGGUCAUGAUAACACAUCAGGAACAAAUUGUUACUGUAUGCCAUUGUCUCUCUUCGUAGCUCGUGAUGACAAUAUGAAGUCUCAAAUAGUCGCACAAGCCCUUCUAAGCGAUGAGACUACUGAAUCAUAUCAAUGGACACUACGUAUGUUAAAGAAAGCAACAAGAGAAAAAAUGCCCGGUGUAAUUAUCACUGAUGGUGACCCUGCUAUGGAACGUGCUGUUUUGAUUGAAUGUUCAACUACUCGGCACCUUUUUUGUAUAUGGCACAUUAAAGAGAAUCUUAAAAAGAUGCUCCGUGGAAAAUUGGGUGCGGAAUUUGAUGAUUUUUACUCUGCAUUCUGGAAGUGUCGAAAUAGUGAUACACCUGAAAGUUUUGAUUAUUAUUGGAAUGAAAUGAUUAGUAAGUAUCCAUUGGUGAAGCAAUAUCUUGAAAGGUACUUAUAUGAAAGACGUAAGUCUUGGGCACGAGGAUUCACAGCAACAUUGUUCACUCUUGGGAUUGAGUCUACUUCCUUCGUAGAGAGUCAAAACGCAUGUAUUAAGCGUGUUCUUGAGAGUAGUAAUACGUCUCUUUGUGAGCUUGGUAAAAUUCUUAUAGACCAAGCUGAAAAUAGGAUAAACCAGAAAAAAUACAAAAAUUUAGUAAGAGACGUUCCUUUGACUACAAAAUACAUAACAAUUUUUCCUCUAAUAGAGGCAAUUGUUUCAUGUUACCUGUGCCAAAAUGUUGCACAACAUAUAAUCAACCAAAUGAAGAAAUGUGUUUAUUAUACUGCAUACCAUUCUAGCAUUGAAGAAGUUGAGAAUACACUAGCAGAUGAGCCAUCUGAAAGCGAAAGUUUUGAAGAUGAGCCAGAUAGUGUUCUUGUGUGUGCACAAUUUCUUUUAAAUCAAUUGGAUAAAGCUAAUAUUGAAGAAGUUUGGAAAAUUUCUCAGAUUAUUGGACGCAAUAUCAAUCAUAUGAUUUUUUGCCUUUUUGAUGGAUCGUAUAGUUGCACCUGCUUACUGCGACAAAAAUUAGGGCUCGUGUGCAGGCAUUAUUUUCAUCUUUUAAAUGUUACGAGAGUAGCACGCUUCAGUAUGAAAUUAAUUAACAUUCGAUGGAUUUCAAGAAAAUAUCUUAAUAAUGCACUAAAUGAGCGAGACUAUUAUGGACAACGUAAAGAAGAUAUAAAUGAUGAUUUAGUAAAAGAACAACUAUUUUACAGGAAAGUGUGGGGCUUAAUACGUACUGCAACCAAUAAAUGCCUGUUACAUCGUGAUCAUGGGUUUAUUCAGUUGAUUGAAAAUUAUUUGGAUGAUGUGCAUAAACGUGAAGAGGAACUUGCUAAAAUACAUCAAGCAGAUGUAAGUGAUGAUUCUGAUGAAGAGAAUACAUGCCUAACUGUUCAACUUAAAAAUCCAUUAGUUGUUAAUACCAAAGGCAGACCAAAAUCAGCUAGUUACAAUAAAAAUAAUACAAACCAACAGUUAGUACAUAAAGGUAAAAGAAAGCGUGAUCGUGGUCUAAAUCUUUGCAGUUACUGUAAAGAAUUAGGACAUAACAUCGCUACGUGUUCUAAAAGGGUUACUGAUAAAAAGGAUUAG
Messenger RNA from Cetraspora pellucida, 2406 nucleotides. The record is from the annotation of a GenBank genome assembly. Lineage: Eukaryota; Fungi; Glomeromycota; Glomeromycetes; Diversisporales; Gigasporaceae.